CAGCAAUUUGCUUGCAAGAGUGAGACAGCCAGCAGGCCUCGAUUCCAAGCUCACUCUUAUUACGGGCCAUGGCCAAGACAGAACUCAUCGACGACCAUGUCUCGCUCAAGCAAUGUAAACGCGCAGUAACAGCCCUUCAUGACUAUGCCACAAAGAAAGAGAAGGAAAGGGAAGAAACUGAACUCUUACCGGGCAAAGAACAGCAUGUAUGGCUCCAGAUCACCGUAAAGAAGAUGCAGCCAACACAAAAAGUAAAACCCAUUAGAAUCCCUCUGAAAUACACUCUAGUCGACCCUAGGACGUCUGCUGUGUGCUUGAUCACAAAAGAUCCUCAAAGGGAAUACAAGGAUCUCCUUCAGCAACACGACAUUAAGUUCAUAUCCCGUGUGGUCGGGAUAGAGAAAUUGAAGGGUAAAUUCAAAGCGUUCGAAGCACGACGGUUGCUCCUGAAAGAAAAUGCCCUGUUCCUUGCGGACGAUCGCGUUAUACCACUCCUCCCACGUCUUCUCGGCUCAAAAUGGUUUGAUGCCAAAAAACAACCUAUACCCGUCAACCUAAAACGCAAGGACCUCAAGACCGAACUGGAACGCGCCGUAGAAUCCUCCUACAUGCACCAAAACAGGGGAACAUGCACAUCGGUCAAAGUUGGUGUAUUGUCACAAACACCUAAGCAGGUACUAGCAAAUAUCCAAGCCGCCUUACCGGCUAUUACCAGCCACAUAAAGGGUGGAUGGGACAAUAUUCAAUGUCUCCAUAUUAAAACCAAUUCAAGCGUAAGCCUCCCAAUAUGGUCGUGUGAGCUUUCGGAUGAGGUUGGGGGACGCUGGGCUGGCUUGACCAUGGAAGAAUCGGAAGAGGAGGAUGGCUCAACCGACGAAGGUGAAUCAGAGGAUGAGGAUGAGAUGUCUGUAGACGAGGCCGAGAUUCCGUCACGUUCCCCCACACCCCCUCCGCCGAAGAAGGUUCGCAAAAAAUCGGCCUUUUCGACUGCCGCAUCCGCUGCAGAAGAUCGACCACCAAAAAAGAAGGGUACACAAUCGACCCCCUCGGCUAUUACUCCCGCCACAGCGGAUCAACCGCCGAAAAAGAAGGAAAAACCCACGAAGACCUCUGAGGAUCGGAAGGAACGGUCGAAUAAACCUUCAUCGCCCCCUCCAGUGGCUACCAUCAGCCAUGAGGAGGUGAAAACCAAGCGAAGCGCGGACACAGGGGAGAAGAAGAAGGAGAAAGUCGUCAAGGGCAGAGUAAGCAAAUCGCCAAAAAACGCCUUAAUAGGUAAGAAGGCUGGGGAGUCCUCGCCUGCCGCACCCGCAUUAGCGGAUCAGCCACCGAAAAAGAAGGAGAAACCCGCCAAGACAGCUGGGGAUGCGACGGAACAGUCAAACAAACCUUCAACACACUCUCCGGUGGCCGCCGUCGGUCGGGAAGAGGUGAAAACCACGGAGAACGCGGACGUUGUGGAGAAGAAGGAGAAAGUGGUGAAAGGCAGGAAAAGCAAAGAAAAACCCCCCAAGAUCGCUGGCGAUCAAACGGAACAGUCAAAUCAGACCCUCAUCACCCCCUCCGGUAGCUACCAUCAGUCAAAAGGAAGUGAAGAGCAAGCGAAGUGCGGACGUCGGGGAAAAGAAAAAGGAAAAGGUUGUGAAGGGUAGAACAACGAAAACGCCAAAGGACACGUUGUUAGGCAAGAAAGUGGGGAAAUCGUGACGUGUUUUUCUCUUGCGGCACCUGAGUAGAUCCGGUGUACUACAUGCUACACAUGCCCUUGUUGAAUUGACAACACUUGAGUCAUGAGAUCUUGAGACAUGAC
Messenger RNA from Pisolithus orientalis, 1810 nucleotides. RefSeq names its product ribosomal protein L1p/L10e family-domain-containing protein. The transcript has 4 exons. The record is from RefSeq and is a predicted model, not a curated record. The coding region runs from base 69 to 1652 and encodes 527 amino acids. Lineage: Eukaryota; Fungi; Basidiomycota; Agaricomycetes; Boletales; Pisolithaceae.